Amphiprion ocellaris (clown anemonefish) is the source of this 6500-nucleotide messenger RNA. It is a transcript of the gene tmcc2, whose product is annotated as transmembrane and coiled-coil domain family 2. NCBI's taxonomy places the organism in Eukaryota, Metazoa, Chordata, Actinopteri, Pomacentridae. Gene Ontology annotation, cellular component: endomembrane system. The record is from RefSeq and is a predicted model, not a curated record. The transcript has 5 exons. Bases 142 to 1590 code for a protein of 482 amino acids. Gene Ontology annotation, biological process: amyloid precursor protein metabolic process.
CAGGCAACGGCUGGGAGUAAAGACAUUUGAGGAGGGGGGAGCUCAGGGGGAGGAGGAGGAGGAGGAGGGAGGAGGAGGAGGAGAAGGAUGGGCCUCGAACACAGACUUGCAAUGGCACUGCAAAAAUUGGAUUAAAGCAGUAUGCUGGACAAGAGCGAGGUGGCAACUCUAGGCCUACCCUCCACCACCAGCCAUGGAGGCUCUGACAGCAACAUUAGUGCAGAUGGAGCGGCAGCAGCGUCGUCUGGGGUCGUGUCCGGUGGAGCGGAGGGUUCAGGGGAGCCUCAGCGGACCCGUGCUGCUUUGGAGCACCUGCAGCAGAAGAUCCUGAAGGUCACCGAGCAGAUCCGCGUGGAGCAGGAGGCCCGUGACGACAACGUUGCCGAGUACCUGAAGUUAGCUCACAACGCAGACAAACAGCAGGCGUCCAGAAUCAAGCAGGUGUUCGAGAAGAAGAACCAGAAAUCAGCACAGACCAUUGCUCACUUGCACAAAAAACUAGAGCACUACCAUAAGAAGCUAAAGGAGAUAGAGCAGAAUGGACCAGCCCGGCAGCCGAAGGAUGUCCUGCGGGACAUGCAGCAAGGAUUAAAGGACGUGGGGGCCAAUGUUCGUGCUGGGAUAAGUGGUUUUGGAGGUGGAGUAGUUGAAGGGGUCAAAGGUGGAGUAUCUGCACUCACUCACACAGCCGUGGUGUCCAAGCCCAGGGAGUUUGCCAGUCUUAUCAGGAACAAAUUUGGCAGUGCUGAUAACAUUGCUCACCUAAAGGACACUCUCGAAGACGGAGUUGGGGGCCACUCUGAAGACACCCCCACGCCCAGAGCCCUGAGCGGAAGCGCCACUCUGGUCUCCAGCCCAAAAUACGGCAGCGACGACGAGUGUUCCAGCGCCACGUCCGGCUCCGGAGCAGGCAGUAAUUCUGGUGGGGCUGGUGGAGGAGGAGGGUUGCUAGGACCAGCCAUGGGGAGUCCCAGACUGGACGGGCACCACCACCACCACCAUCACAUGCACAGUUCAUGGGACUCUCUACUUGAGGGCUUGCAGGAGAUCAAAGCCAGCCAGACGCACAUGGAGGAUGCCAUUGAGGACAUGAAGGGCCAGCUGCAGAGCGACUAUUCCUACAUGACUCAGUGCCUGCAAGAAGAGAGAUACAGGUAUGAGCGACUCGAAGAGCAGCUAAAUGACUUAACAGAGCUCCAUCAGAAUGAGAUGACCAACCUGAAACAGGAACUCGCCAGCAUGGAGGAAAAAGUCGCCUACCAAUCGUAUGAGAGAGCAAGGGACAUUCAGGAAGCUGUGGAGUCGUGUCUUACCCGCAUCACUAAACUGGAGCUGCAGCAGCAGCAACAACAGGUGGUCCAGUUAGAAGGAGUGGAAAAUGCCAACGCUCGAGCUCUGCUGGGAAAACUCAUCAAUGUCAUCCUGGCGCUGAUGGCCGUGCUGCUGGUCUUUGUCUCCACUUUGGCCAACUUCAUCACCCCGCUGAUGAAGACCAGAGCCCGGGUUGCUGCCACCGUCAUGCUCACCUUGCUGCUCUUCAUUCUGUGGAAGCAGUGGGAUUUUGUGGAGCCGUGGCUGCUGCCCAGCUAAGCUCUCUGAGAGACUGCAGCAGAGAGCCACAAGCUGGUUUUCUACUUACCAGCACUGAAGAACCCACAGACUGGAACAGAAUGAAAACUGCUGCACUUGUUCCCUUUGAAUUUAAAGGUGGAGUUUCUGAGGGCAAAACAUGGCACUUUUAGCUGAGGAGUAGAUGAUAUGUGGCUACAGGGAGAGCUGGGAGGUGUUUACAGAGCAAAAGAACAGAAAUUCUCUGCUUGCCAAGCGACUAAAGACGUCAUCUCAUCUCACCCAAAUCUACUGGUGUUGAUGACCAAUCAUCAAUUGCAUCGCUGUCACCAAAAACUGAGUUUCUUGCAGAAAUCUUUGGUCUUUUUCUAAUUAUUUAUGAUACAAGAAUUACAAAGACUAGAGCAACUUAUGACUGUAAAAUGCUGAUCAUGUUUGCUGUAAUCUUCAUGUUGAAGCUAUAGUAUACUGAAGAGGAAAAGGGUUUUUUUCAUGAAUGUUAUGUGCUCAUGCAUGUCCUCAUAUGUGCACUGGGAUGCAUCUAGCUGGCAUGAGUUAACAUUUCAUUAAUGACAAAAGGAAUCUUCUAUAACUGCCAUUUUGUUGUCAGAAAUACAGUGCAGAUAUGUUGUAUCUCCGCUCAGUGUCAUUCUUGGUUUGUUUCACAUCCUGUUGUGGUGUGGAAGCAGUGCUUUUAGAUUCUUUCUUCCUGUCUUUCUUUUCUUACAAUUGAAUGAACAGUUUAAAAAAAACAAACUGCUGAUACUCACCUUAAUGAUCGAACAACGUAAAACUUCUUCUGACCGUAGAUACUAUUUCAUUACCACUAUUGUAGAACUGCUACUAUCCACAGUGUCAAAUUAACUGGCAUGUCAAAGUUUAUAUCCAGUUUGCAAAAAAUAAUUAUUGCUGUUUUAUUAAACAAUGUAAGAAAUAAAUGAUUUCAUAUAUUAGGAUGACCUUGAAUAUAUCUUUAUUGUCCUUGAUACUGACCGUUUUUAUGACUGAAACCGAUUAGAGAGUAACAUCAUACACAACUCCAGAUGUAAAAGUAACAUUUUAAAAUCCGUCUGUCAUCAGGGAUAUAUAAGUUACAACUAAUGGUUUUAUCAAUAGUUAAUCAACUCUUUAUAUAAUCGUAUUUAGGCCAUUAAUAAGCAUCGUUUGCCAGAGUGUGAAAAAUCCCCAGACAUUUAUCUGCUGCGAAGAAUCUGGACCAAAUCAAUUUAUUAUUAGUGUAUUAAGUAUUUAUUAAUUGAACAUUAUAACAGCAUUACUGGCAACUACAAAGGACAAGCGCAAGUGAUAGAUCGUUCACAACCUGAGAACUUAAAAUAUGAUUUAAUUAUAGCUGCUAUGUAAAGAAUUAAGCAUUACACGAUUUAACAAACCUCUGAACACCUUCACACACUACAGAUAUUUAACUAUUUAUAUUUUGACAUUCUACAAACUAGUUGUUUUUCGCGCUACUCUGCGAUAUCGGCCACAUCUAGACAGAUAUUUCACCAAGCUGAAUGUAUCUUCCAACAACUUGCUCCUGAUUUUUAGUCAUGCUGCAUUUAUUUUAUCGAUCAUGUUUUAUUUUCUUAUCAAUCUUUGUAAUUUUUUCUCUUCUCUGCUCAGGUAAACGCUGCCAGCAGUUCAGCCAAAAAGUCUUUUUUUUGUUGUCAUGUGACCGUUGGUUGCAGCUGAGUCGUUGAUGGCUUCACAGGUGCACCAUUAAACACAGAAUUUACUGCACAGUAUAUUUUGGCCACACCUUUAAAUGAGACAUGUAGGAUUAAGUGAUUUUGGUGAAAUGUCAUAUUUUAAAGCUUAGAUUCCACACAUAAGAUGUAAUUAGUUCAACUGUCAGAAAGUUAGAAAUUUUGAAAUUCACUGCUGUAUUAAGGUUGCAAAUGUUCACUUCGGAAUAUUUUUUAGAGCACUUGUCAAAUAUUAGUUAGCUUUAUCUGCCCUACCUCUUAAUAAAAAUCUUUUGUAUAUAUUUAUUGUUCAUUAAUAACACCACUUAAAUAAUGCAAUAUGCCAAAACUGGAUUAGAAAUGUGGAACUACUCGGUGAUGCACUUUCUUUAAACACCAGUGGAGUUCUUGUUUAAAAAUCCAUGCCACUUCAAUACUUAAAUGUUCUCAUUUUAAAGUGAACCUUAUCAUUGCAACUCUUUUCAAACACCUCUGACUGUAAAUACAGGCGGUAUAUGAGAUAGUACAGCACUGUGUAACAUCAGCUGCAGACCAUGUGACUUCUCUCCUCUCUGCUGUUGCAAUCCUUAAGCAUUUCAUUUAGCUAAAUGCUGUCAUUCUACAAUACAAUAUUUAUCUAAACAUUACUAACAUGAGCCACCAUAAGCUGCAGCAGCAGAACUCCAGAGUGAACUGAUCAAACAAGGCUGCAGGCUUAAGACAGCUUUUCACUGGUAAUAAUUUAUUCCUUCUCUCUAAAAUCUCCAGCAGUCCUAUGGCUCAAUAACAAACAUCAUCCAUAAAAUCUGACAGGGGAUUCUUUGUUCUUUCUGGUUGUUCCACAUGUUGCUUGAUGUAAUUUCAAUCCAGUGCACUCAGGUCAGGACUGUAAAAUGAAAACUGUAAUAUUUACAACACACUCAUUGAGGCUACAAAAUCAAUUUACUGGUAAGAAAGGAAAUCAUCAUCAGAGAUUACUUAGAUUUAACAUCCUUUUGUGACUAGUGGUGGAAUGUAACUAAGCAGAUCAACUCAAGUACUGUUACUCAAGUACAAAUACGAGGUACUUGAAGUAUUUCCAUUCAUUGCAGCUAUACACUUCUACUGCAUUACAACAUAGAUGAAUUUUUGUACUUUUGAUUUCACUAAAUUUGUCUGACUGCUUUAGUUUCAUAGUUGUCUUGUUUGUGCAACCAUGCAUCUCAAAAUGUCUUGAUUUUAAAUGUUUCUCAUAUCUGGAAGGUUCAAAUGUUCCUUUACAGGUUGAGAUCAUUAUCCUACUCCUCAAGAUGUGAGAAUUUAUACCAUUUAACCCCCCUUAGGUUAGCAUCACAAAGCUGAAAACAGGGCCGUUUCCCUGAGUUCAUGACAAACUGAUUUUUUAAAGAUAUGUUUCCAACAGGACAUAUGAUGAUCUUGCAGAACAUGAGUCAUCACGGCAGAUUAAACUCCUCCACUGUGUAGAGCUAAACCGUACAUCUACAGCAGUAAAAUGCAGCAUUCACAUUACUGUAGCAAUAACAUUAAUAAUGCAGAAACAUAAUACAUAAUGGUAAAACACUGACAGGGACCAUUUAACUGCACAAUGAAUACUCUUUGUACAUUUUACAGAUAAUACUGUCAUACUUUGUUUAAGUUUUUGAAUGCAGUAGUUUCAUUUGUAGUUGAGUAUUUUCAUUGUGUGUAUAAAUACUCAUACUUAAGUAAAGGAUCAAUUUCUUCCACCACUGCUUAUCUGCAGCAUCUUUGUCAGGAGCAGAUUACAUUUACUCUGGCUUUAAAAUCUUUAAGAAAGCAUUAGAGGGGCAGAAUUAACAGCAGAUCUCAGAUCCGCUGACGUCCAUCUGCUAAUCCUGUGGAUUAUUUCAGUUCUACUUCACUAUAUCUGUCUCAGCUGAUUCUAAAUUUGUGAAAUAUUCACGUGCUAAAUGAACCCUGGACAAUACUAGAAUAAUGAAGAAACUAUUCCAUCUGCAAUGAAUACAACACAAAGACUAUUUCAAAUUUAUGAUGUCUUUUUAAUAAUUACUGUCAGGCAAAAUCCAUAUGACCAUUACAUUUAUGACAGGUAUUCUUACAGUACAAGACAGAACUCAAGGGGAUCAGAGCCAGUGGCAUGGCCACACCUGACCGCUGAAAAGUAAGACAUUCAUCGUCAUUAGAUUGUUCCAACUUUCACAUAGAGUUCACAAAUGUAUUUUGCAUUUGACUCGUAUCAAACACAGGUUUUCUUGAUUACCUAGCAAAUUCUAAAGACCUUGAUAGAAACAGCAGAGUAGAAAAAAACAUUUUAUAACAAGCAGAAGAAUUCCUGAUUUUAUCUUAAUUUCCUGUCAAGAUGCAAGAUGUACAAUAUAUUGCUUUCAGGUGCUCAACUCAAAAUGGGUACUCCAAGUUUCCCAAAAACACAUUCUUCAGUAUCGCAGUCUGCCCUUACACUAAUAUUCCUCAUCUCCUGCAGGUCAAACAGAGGUGCAGUGUCUCAGACCCAGUUUCAGAUGGGCCAAACCGUUAAACCAGGAGGAGCUGCCAUUUCAAGAAGUUACAGGAGCCUAAGAUAGGACCAACAGUGACAGCGCCUCCUCAAAAGUGCAGCUUUCCAUCACUUGUCAUCAAUCAAGUGUCUGAAACUCAUACUUUUUGCUUCUUGUCAUGGAACUAAAACAGAAUGACUACAAAAUAAACUAAAACAUAAAUCUAUUCAUGUUCACUGAGAGCCUUGAGCCUAAGACACAGUAUCCAGUCACAGCAGUACAUUUGAGGAGAGGACAUGAUGAAGUACAAAUGACACAGGGAUGAGUAGUAAAAGUUUCCAUAACUGACAUUUCACAAUAAUUAAAAAAGCUGAACAGGAGGCAACACGGAGUAUGGACUUCAGUCACUAGCUUCCUAUGUUACGAUGUCGAAACAUGUGACUCUUAUAGUUUUUAGUGCACCAAGAUCAAAUGUACAGGUACAUAUAAGAAGCACAUUAUCAACAAUACUGUGACUAAAUGCUCCAAACUCCAGAAUCCGUGCUGCCUUUCAUUGUAAAAUGCUGUCUCAGGAGAGCACCUGGCGGUUUCCAGACUCAACAGACACGAGCCUGAUUGUUGUUUAAAAACAUGGACAUAUAACUUGGUGUUCAGCAGGACCAAGUCGAACCUGCUGCCACAGUCUUCAGGCCAUAAACCAAUAUGCUGGUCCCACAGGGCCUCAUUUAUGAAAAGGUUUUUGAUUCUCAGGCUUUUUUUUUUUUUUUUUUUA